GAUAUGAUGAAUCUCUCGCGCUUGUGGGCUGUAGCUGGGCUGCCUGCGACUCGUACCCCGAAGGUCAAAUGCCGUUGCGGGUUGCGAGCUUGCGAAGUUGUUGAUUUGGAGCCUUGUAAUGCUGGGUAUGCAACAGUGGUGGCUCACGAGCGACUGAGGAGCACAAAGCCGAGGAGGUCAGCUAUUCGGCCAUAAGUGUCAGUGCCAGUGACCGUUACUGCUUUGCUGUACGCUGAGCGCUCGCAAUCAACAAGCAAGCAUGUCUGUCAAUGGGGACUUCCGCCUUAAGAGCUAUUGGGAUGGGCGAUACGAGACGGAAGGACCAGAAGGGCAAUUUGAUUGGUUCAAGAGUUAUGAGCAAUUAAAGUCAAUCAUCCAUGAGCUCAUCCCUUUCAAAAGCGCGCGAGUGCUGAUGCUAGGAUGUGGCAAUUCGACAAUGAGUGCUGACAUGGCAGAAGACGACUACUUAAAUGUCAUAAACAUCGACUUCUCCCAAGUCCUAAUCAAUCAAAUGCAAAGCAAGCAUCCCCACCUCGAAUGGCAUGUCAUGGACGUGCGCGAGCUUAAGGAGAAUGCAGAGUUGCUCGGUGGGGCAGCAUCAUAUGAUGCAAUCAUCGACAAAGGUACACUUGACGCCCUGAUGGCCGAGACUGGCGGCAGCAUAUGGGACCCCAGUCAAGAAGUACGGGAGAACGUGGAGCGAGAAGUCGAAGGUGUAAUACACCUACUCAAACCAGGGGGCCACUUCAUCUACUUGACAUUCGGACAGCCGCAGUUCCGGCUCAAGUACCUACAGCGGCCAGAGCGGUGGUCCUUCGAGACUCGCGAAGUGGGCGAGGAGGCGACGUUCGGGUACUUUUUGUACAUCGGUACAAAGCUCGAUGAAAUUCAUCCAUAAGAUGGGAAGAUUGGCGUCUGACCGUUCGAAACAGAUA
Molecule: messenger RNA, 935 nt
Organism: Tilletiaria anomala UBC 951
Lineage: Eukaryota; Fungi; Basidiomycota; Exobasidiomycetes; Georgefischeriales; Tilletiariaceae
Product: S-adenosyl-L-methionine-dependent methyltransferase
Exons: 7
Coding region: 260-898 (212 amino acids)
Source: RefSeq, a predicted model, not a curated record